AUGGCGAGAAAUAAGAAGAGACUUUACGUUGCCGUCUACCCAAGUGGUCAGGGUACCGGGAGUUACCACUGGGCUCUUUUGGUCGGGCCAAAGAAGGAAGUCGGCCCCGUUGCUGGACAACGGUAUCAUGUCAAGAACCAGCCUGUCGGCCCUCCCUGGAAGUACGACGCGGGAGAUGUCCAAGAUGUCCGAGUAACCGCUCAGCUUCUGGCGCGGGUCGCCAUUGCCAAGAUUGUGGACGAAGAGCGCUUGAUCAACAUACUCGAACGAGUCCCUGUUAACCCGCCGAACUGGUCAGGUAAAGCAAAUGGCAGGGAGCCGAGGUGGACGUGCCGGCUUUGGGUGAUCGCUGCUUUGAAUGCUAUCAAAGCUGACGGCGAGGCUGUUGGUACUAAUGUGCUCGAUAAUAUCGACGGUCCUGGUGGCAUCAUCGAGACGACCAAAGAGUUUGUUGCCCGGCAGAUAGAGAACAGGCGAUAUGGGUCGGGUACGGAUGCGAUGGCGCCGAAGCCAUUGUUGGAUAUGAUGACUGGGAAGGAGAGCUACCUCUGA
Diaporthe amygdali is the source of this 552-nucleotide messenger RNA. RefSeq lists its product as uncharacterized. Lineage: Eukaryota; Fungi; Ascomycota; Sordariomycetes; Diaporthales; Diaporthaceae. Bases 1 to 552 code for a protein of 183 amino acids. The record is from RefSeq and is a predicted model, not a curated record. The transcript is spliced from 2 exons.